AAAUCGAGUCUUUUAAAGACGGUGUUGAUUGUGAAAGGUUGUUAUUUCGCAUAAAAAAUAACUAAGCACCGAUUUAUUUAUAAUUUGAAAUAAAUGUAUCGAUUAAAGACUUGACUCGCAAAGUAUGAUAGGUAAUUUUUGCAGUGAAAAAUUCUGGGAUUUAAACCAAACAUGGAAUUCACAAGUUCCAGAUUUUUCAAAUUGUUUUCAAGAUAUCGUAUUUGUAACUACUCCAUCAGCGAUUUUCAGUAUUAUAUUCCUCAUCUGCGUUUGGCGAUUAAGAAAAAGACACAGCUUGAAUCCAUUACCAUGGACGUGGCUCAAUAUUUCAAAACUGGUGCUGUCACUUAGUCUUCUGAUCAUAAGUAUAGUUCAAUGUAGUACAUAUAUUCAUUUGAAAAUCUCAGAAGUCAGUGUUCCUUACUCCUCGUUUGUAGCUUCAUCUUCUAACAUUUUUGUUUUUAUCUUAACCAUAAAGCUUAUGCUUCGAAAUAGGACAUGUGGAGUAGCUACUUCAUAUGCUCUUUCAGUUUUCUGGCUUGUGCUAACGAUAUGUGGCAUAGUGUUACAGAGAUCAGCAAUAUUAGAUUAUUUUUAUUUCGGGAAAAAACCGUCAUCAGAAAUCAUUUUCACAGUCAACAUGAUUUAUUCUCCAUUCGUAUAUAUUCAACUGUUUUUAAGUAUGUUUGCGGAUCAGAGGAGCUUUGGUUAUCUCCAGGAUACUAAAGUUAUAGAAGAUGUGUCAUUUAUUUCUUAUGUUUCCAUAUCCUGGUUUACCAAGUACGUCUUUGAAAGUAGACGGAAGCUUCUGACUGUACUUGAUCUAAAGUUUAUAAGCGUCCGGCUAGUGGCCAAAUUUGCAUACUCAGAAUUCCUGAAAAGAUGGAACAUAAACAAGGAGCCCAAAUCUCUUGAAUCUCGAAGCUUAGGGCUAAGUUUAAUCAUUACUUUCUGGCCUUGGAUAGUAGCAGCAACGAUUUUUAAUUUUAUUUUCACGUUAGCCUUGCUGGUGCCACCUUUAAUUUUAGAUCGUCUCAUAGACUUUGUUGAGCAUGAUCAUUUUGCGUGGAGAGGUAUGCUGUAUGUGAGUUUGUUUUACAUAGUAGAUGCCUCUGGAAAAAUAUUCGAUAAUUUCGGAGUGUAUUUCUUCUUUAACUCUGGUGCACAGAUGAAGUCGGCCCUCAUGAAUGCAGUUUAUAGAAAGAACUUUUUGCUGUCACCAGCUGCUCGUAAGGAAUUUACCAGUGGUUCCAUAUCCAAUCUUCUUUCCGUGGACAUUCAGAGACUUUCCUAUUUCACCUAUUACUGCGCAGAGCUAUUCACUUGCCCAAUCAGAAUCAUUGUCAUCCUUGUAAUUAUGUGGCAGUACAUUGGAAUGGCAACACUUGCUGGUCUUGGUGUCAUAAUUUUCUUACUCCCUAUCGGCUACUACAUCUCCAGGUACAGCGAAAAAUUUACCGAUGAACAAAUGAAAGUCAAAGACACUCGACUGAAGUUUAUGAAUGAAAUCCUCAGCGGCAUAAAGAUACUGAAAUUAUAUGCCUGGGAAAUAGCAUUUUUAGCAAAAGUGUCGGAGGAAAGAAGAAAAGAGUUGAAGCUGAUUUUAUACUCCCAAAUGUGUACAGUUGUCAAUGUUUUCGUUUUCUACUGUGCACCUAUCAUGAUAUCUGUGGCAAGUUUUGCUACUUAUUUAUUUAUGGAUCGCAAUAAUGUCUUGGAUCCAACAAAAGCCUUUGUUACAAUCACACUUAUGGAGCAGCUGAAGUAUGGCUUGUUUAUUUUGCCCGAAUCCAUUUCCGAAUUGAUACAGACUAGCAUAGCUUUGGAGCGUUUGCGAACUUUUUUUGCAGCAGAAAACACGGAUCCAGGGGUUAUUGGAACUGAACCCGACGAAGGUGAUAUUUUGACGAUAAGGAAAGCGUCAUUCAAAUGGCCGGGAGAAGAAGAGUGCACCUUACAUGACAUCGAGCUGCAUAUACCAAAGGGUAAAUUGGUUGCCGUUAUUGGACCUGUGGGAUCGGGGAAAUCAUCAUUAUUGUCAGCAAUGCUUGGAGACAUCAACAGAACGAAUGGAUCCGUAGAUAUAAAAUGUAGCUUGGCCUACGUUCCACAAGAAGCUUGGAUUUUGAAUCGCACAGUUAAAGAAAAUAUUUUGAUGAUGAAGCAUUUAAUUGAAGAAAAAUACAACAAAGUGUUAGAUCUUUGUUGUUUAAGACCUGAUAUGGAAAUUUUGCCAGCCGGUGACAACACCGAAAUUGGUGAGAAGGGAGUUAAUUUGAGUGGCGGUCAAAAACAGCGUGUCAGUUUGGCGCGUGCUGUAUAUCAAGACAAAGAAAUUUUCCUUCUAGAUGACACACUCAGUGCAGUGGAUGUUCACGUUCGUAAAGCACUCUUCGAUGAUAUCAUUGGAAACGAUGGAUUACUGAGAAAAAAGACUAGAAUUCUUGUUACCCAUGAUGUGUCAGUACUGCAUAAAGUGGAUAUGAUUGUCAGCAUGAAGGAUGGCAGAAUUGAUGAAAUCGGCUCUUAUCAAGACUUGUUGAGUCAAAAUGGAUCUUUUAUGGAAUUUAUUCAGGAACACACGAGCCAAAAGAAUUUAGAGGAAAACACAGAUGAAAAUAAAAAAAUGCUCUGCAGAUACAUAUCAACUGAUUCUACUUCUUCAAAAACUUCAGAUGAUUUCUUGAGUAAAGAACAAAAAUUAAAUGCAUCUUUUGACGCAAGAGAUGCAGAAAAAACGUAUCGAUUAAUUGAAGAUGAGAGAAUGGAAGUUGGGAAAGUACAUCGCCAUGUGUAUUGGACUUACAUGAAGAACAUGAGUUGCCCUUUAUGGGUUAUAACUGUAUUUGGAUUUGUAUGCUACGUUAUAAUGGAGACCUAUGCCAAUAUUUGGUUAGGAAAAUGGACCACAGAUCCUAAAGUGAACGGAACACAUAGCAUUUCAUCCACAACGUAUCGAUUGGAAAUUUAUAGUGCGUUAGGCUUAGGACAAGCAAUUUUCGUCAUCAUAGGAAGCUUCUCUUUAGCACAUGGAGUGAUUACAGCUGCAGCUCGAUUGCAUAACAAAAUGUUGAAUAGCCUUAUAAAAUCUCCGAUGUCUUUCUUCGAUAGUACACCAAUGGGUAGAAUUACAAACAGGUUCAGUUCUGAUUUGGAUAUUAUAGAUACUGAGCUCUAUGGUCAAAUUGAUGGUUGGUUAAAUUGCAUCCUUUAUGUUAUUGCAUCCUUCUACAUGAUUGGAAGAAAUGCUCCCAUUUUUCUAGCUUCUCUUCUUCCUCUUGGCGUCCUUUACUAUAUUUUUCUCAAACUGCAUCUGAACACUUAUCGGCAAAUCAGAAGAUUGGAAUCUACAACAAAAUCACCCAUCUACAGUCAGUUGUUGGAAUCUAUCCAAGGAGUGUCUUCAAUUGGGGCAUACAAGGUGCAAGAAGAAUUCAUUGAAAGUUUUGAAAAUAAACUCAACAACCAUAUGGUUUGCUUUUCAUCUACCAUAGGAAGCAAUAGUUUUAAUUUCAUUUUAAUACCCCUGGGAAAUAUGAUAAUGGAAGAGAUUAAAAGUUGGCAGGUUACCGAUGCUAUUAAAUGGUUUGUAAGACUGAGCUGUCUUCUUGAAGAUAAAUCUAUCUCAGUUGAAAGAGUAGACGAAUACUGUAAACUUGAUUCUGAAGCAGCAUGGGAUACGCCUUUGGACUGUCAAAACAAAGAUUGGCCAUUCAUUGGUCAGAUUUCGUUCAACAACUACAGCGCGAGAUACAGAGAGAAUCUGGACUUAGUAUUGAGAAACCUUAAUCUAUCUAUAAACGGAAGUGAAAAAGUCGGCAUAAUAGGACGUACUGGUGCUGGAAAGUCAUCGAUCACCAUGGCUUUGUUUAGGAUUAUAGAACCAGCGACAGGAACAAUAUUUAUAGACGACGUAGAUAUCUCUAAACUAGGCCUGCAUAAACUAAGAUCAAAAUUGACUAUAAUUCCUCAGGAUCCAGUUCUCUUUACGGGUACAUUAAGAUCCAAUUUAGAUCCCAAUGAUGAAUACAGCGAUGAUGAUGUUUGGCAGAGCUUGGAAAGAUCUCACUUAAAGUCAUUUGUGACUUCUCUGGAUGAGGGUUUAGAGCAUAACAUUGAAGAGAAUGGUGGAAAUCUGAGUGCUGGACAGAAACAAUUGGUGUGUUUAGCUCGAGCGCUAUUGAAGAAUACGAAGAUCUUGGUUUUGGAUGAAGCGACAGCCUCUGUUGACAUAGAAACAGACAAUCUCAUUCAAAAUACAAUACGCACUGCAUUUGUAAAGAAUACUGUUAUUACCAUAGCCCAUAGGCUGAACACAGUACUCGAUUAUGACAAAAUUGUUGUUAUGGAAAACGGAACAGUUCUAGAAGUGGGAAAUCCUUCAACUUUACUUCAAGACAACGGAUCAAGAUUUCAUGAAAUGUGCAAAGAUGCAGGACUUAUUUAGAAUUGGAAAACUAACUGCAUAAAUGUGCAUGAUUUUAAUUUAUAUUUAUUGAUUUUAUUUUGUUCAUUAAAAAUUUUAUACAUAAA
This is a messenger RNA of Parasteatoda tepidariorum (common house spider), 4533 nucleotides long. The record is from RefSeq and is a predicted model, not a curated record. Lineage: Eukaryota; Metazoa; Arthropoda; Arachnida; Araneae; Theridiidae.